AUAAAUUAGGUCAGCCGCCCGGAAAUGUUCCAGUUCGCCGUCGAGUGUGUUUUUGUUUUGUAAAGACGAAGGAAGAUGAGCGGCAAACAAGGCCCUCCAAAGCACCAAAACAAGGUCGCAUGGAAACCAAACGCCGGCGUCAAAAUAAACGAAACGGAAGUUGGAGGGAGGUUCAGACCGUUAUCGGAGGUCACCGGAGUCUGCCCUCGCUGUAGGGAUCAGAUUGAGUGGAAACGCCGCUACGGAAAGUACAAGGGUCUCACUGAACCUGCUAAAUGCCAACGUUGUACUAAACGAGCUGUUCGUCAAGCUUACCAUAAUCUCUGUAACGGUUGUGCCAAGGAGCAAGGUGUUUGUGCCAAGUGUCGCUGCAAUGUUAAACAAAUAGUUGGAAGGGACAUUUCAGAAGUAGAAGCUGAGCAAAAAGAGCUUCAGGAGGCUAUCAAGCAUGCUCGAGAGAGGGAAAGAAGGACUCUGUUGCGAACUUUGAACAAAGAAAAAUCUAGCAAUACAGUUAAUACUACAACCGAAAAAGGAAACAAGGUUGGUGAAUUAUUCCCGUCAGCAUCGCUGGAAGACUAUGCAGAACUAAACAGAGAUGAUUUUGAAGAUGAAGAUGAUGAAAAUGGGAGUCGAGUUCUGUAAUGAAAAGAGAUAAUGUGGUGGACUUUUGGUGCAUGUCAUGGAAGCAGUGCCUGCUUUGUUGCAAACUCCCAACGGUAAAGAAACAUUUAGGCAGAGCAUUCUCUCACCAUCUUCAACCGUAUGAAAUUCAGAAUAUUAUGCAAUUUUGAAUACUCCAUCUAUAGAAAGUAUUUUAGCCAUAGAAACUCAACAUAUAUAUUUAUUUUUCUUUUUUAAAGAUAUCCAUGUUGUCUUUCAUUUUUGUUUUCCCUGUUGGAAGACAUUUAUUGAUUUGUUGAGAAUUGAUAUUGAAGUGAAAUUAUGUAGCUUUUUUGCCCCUUAGAAAGUUCUAGUUGAAUCGUGAUUGACAUUCACCUUUCUAUUUAAUGAAUUUUUCUUUUUCUCUGACAAAA
Molecule: messenger RNA, 1037 nt
Organism: Humulus lupulus (European hop)
Lineage: Eukaryota; Viridiplantae; Streptophyta; Magnoliopsida; Rosales; Cannabaceae
Exons: 8
Coding region: 76-645 (189 amino acids)
Source: RefSeq, a predicted model, not a curated record